Molecule: messenger RNA, 813 nt
Organism: Schistocerca piceifrons (Central American locust)
Lineage: Eukaryota; Metazoa; Arthropoda; Insecta; Orthoptera; Acrididae
Product: trypsin 3A1-like
Exons: 3
Coding region: 1-813 (270 amino acids)
Biological process (GO): proteolysis
Molecular function (GO): serine-type endopeptidase activity
Source: RefSeq, a predicted model, not a curated record
AUGCUGGCGCCUCUAGUGGCGGUGCUGGCGCUCGUCAGCGUGGCGUCGACAUCAGCUCAGGUCCCGCGCAUCGUCGGCGGCACCAACGUGUCGAUCGAACUCGUGCCGUGGCAGGUGUCCGUCCAGAUAGGAGACAAACACUUCUGUGGUGGUUCCAUCAUCAGCAAGUCCUGGGUGCUCACCGCGGCCCACUGCAUCCGUAUGUAUUACAGUUACCGGAUUCGCGCCGGCACCGCCAACUUGAGAACAGGCAGGCUAUACGACGUCAUAGAGAAAAAGAUACACGAGAGAUACAACAUGCUGGCGUACGACUGUGACGUGGCGAUCUUGAAAAUACGGGGAGAGUUUCGGCUGGGAAAGAAGGCCAAGGUAUGUGCUCGUCCAGGUAGGGUUAGAUUAGAACCAAUCAGUAAACACAUGGAAAAACGCGCUAAACCUCAUGUCAGCGCCGUAGCAUUGCAAGCAAACGUAGCAGCGGGUGCUUCAGUGAUGGUGUCUGGGUGGGGGGCGAUGGUGGAGGGGGCCAGCACGACCAACUUCCUGCGCGCCACCACUGUGCAGGUGGUCUCCCUGAGCGAGUGCCGGAGCUGCUACUUCAGCGAGGCGCUCACGAGCAACAUGGUGUGCGCCGCCGUGCCCUCUGGCGGCAAGGACGCGUGCCAGGGCGACAGCGGCGGCCCCCUCGUCCACGGCAAGAAACUCGUCGGAGUCGUCUCCUUCGGCAAGGGGUGCGCGCGACCCUACUACCCGGGCGUCUAUGCGGACGUGGUUUCGCUACGCAGCUGGAUCACCGAAAACACCGACAUCAAAUAA